Stylophora pistillata is the source of this 1535-nucleotide messenger RNA. RefSeq names its product E3 ubiquitin-protein ligase RNF170. The record is from RefSeq and is a predicted model, not a curated record. NCBI's taxonomy places the organism in Eukaryota, Metazoa, Cnidaria, Anthozoa, Scleractinia, Pocilloporidae. Gene Ontology annotation, molecular function: ubiquitin protein ligase activity; metal ion binding.
GAGGUCAUGGCGCUAAUGUUAUUGUUUGAUCUCAUCAAUUUUCGCUUUCACGCUAAAGGAACAAUUGUGGAAGGUGUUGGAGAUGAAGUGUUAAUUGGUUUAGCGUCGACUCUUGGGCUCGUAGCGCUAGUCAGUAUUCUGUACAACACCCAAGGACAAAGAAACAUUCACCCUUCACAAGAAGAGCAUGUUCGUGUAGUUCGUGACAGACUGGGAGUCCGACAAGAAGGAAGUGAUACAGCAGCGAAUGAUGGUCCAGUUUUGCCUGAUUCCCCACCUGUUACUUAUUCCACCGACAGAAGGUGCCCGGUGUGUCUUACAGAUACGAAAUUCUGCACCACGACCAAUUGUGGACAUGUAUUUUGUGCCCCAUGUAUAAUAACAUACUGGAGGUAUGGAAGGUGGCUUGGUGCUGUCAACUGUCCUGUGUGCAGGCAACAGGUAACUAUUCUAUUUCCAAAUUUUUCUGAGGAAGACAGAGCAUUACCAGAAGCAGUAGAACAUAGACGUGAUAUGAAUGAGUACAAUCGUAGAUAUUCUGGAAUACCAAGACCUUGGAUGGAUUAUAUUUACGACUUACCCACUCUGCUUCAUCAGCUGUCCACUGAGCUGUUUUCUGUUGGAGGACUUGUUUGGGUUUUAAGACUCCGAAUCAUCUUGUGUUUUUGUGCAGCAGCCUUAUAUUUCAUUUCACCUUUGGACAUCAUUCCAGAGUCUGUGUUUGGAUUUCUUGGUCUUUUGGAUGAUGUACUAAUCAUUUUACUGUUGCUGGUGUAUGUUACUGAAAUGUACAGAAGAGUGAUAGCCAAUAGAGCUGAGGAACCCAUGUGAAGUAUCAACAAGGAAGUAUUACAAAAUAAUAAACAAUAAAUUUAUAGUGUUCAAAGUAUUUAAUGUUAUUUUUAUCUAAAAUUCAGUUUUGUAAAUUUCUAGAAAACAUCUGUUAGACCAACAAACAUUUUUUUUGACUAGGUGUUACCCCUUGAGAGUGACACAAGAUUAAAAAAGAUUAAGCAUGCUUGAGACAAUAGCAUUUCUUUAAAGAGGAAUUCCACUGUGUAUAGUUGAUAGAGAGGCAUUUCUGAACUUCACACUUUCAGUGGACUACAUGAGAAACAUUUGAGGUCAUGAGUUGAAAUGAAUGAAAAAAGAAAAGCAUGAUUGUGUAAUACUGAUGACACCAUCUCCUGGAUUGCCAAGUGCAGAGUGCACUAUUUUUAAAAUUAUGUUAUUUACUUUACAAGGUGUAGAUAGGAUUGUGAAUUAUUGUUUUGGAACGAAUGAAUAAAUUAUAUUAAAAAAAAUAGUCAGGAUAAUAUUACCCUUUAUGGUAUGCUUUCAUUCUUAACAAGUAUUACCAGGUUUUUACAUAAUCUAACUUAUUUCUUGAUAAAUGGAACUCAGUGAACUCUAGAUGAUGAAACAAAUGCUGCAGAAUGCGUUCCCCAUCCUAACUGUACUUGACAACAGAAUGGUGUAACAGAUUUGCUCACUUAAAGAAAUGGCAGUAUUUUCAGCAUAUAUGGAGCUUGCAG